AUGGUCAUGAAGCUGAUGCUAGGCCCAGGGAGGACCUUCGUGGAGGCGGCCCUACUGCUGCGCCUGGACGGCCGCGCGGGCGCCCCCAGGCUGCUGGGCUACGGCGGCGAGCGCCCCAUGCUGCUGCUGGAGGACGAGGACGCGCCGCUCUCGCUCCUCCUUAAGGUGGUCGAGCUCGUGGCGCAGCGCCUGCGGGAGAUGCACGACCUCGGCGUCGUCCACAACGACGUGGCCGUCCCCAACGUGGUCGUCCGCGUCGCCGACGACUACCAGCUGCUGGAGGCGCGCCUGGCGGAGUUCACGCUGGCGUGCCCGAGCGGCCACUCGCUGGGCAUGGACGCGGAACCCGCUGCGUGCCCGCGCGUGGCGCCCGAGGUGGCCCGCGGCGGCGCUAGCACACCCGCCGCCGACGUCUUCUCGCUGGGCGUGCUACUGCAGGAGCUGAGCCGCGUCAAGGCCGACGCGCAGGAGCUGCCACUGCAGGCGAAGGAGGCGGCGCAGCUGGCCACGGAGGAGGAGCCGCAGGCGCGGCCGGACCUGGCCGUCCUGGAGGAGCUGCUGCACGAGGCGGUGCUCUGGCAGAAGAAGAAGGAGAAGAGGAAGAAGAACAAGAAGACCAGGAUGCAGAAGGCGAAGAUGGCCCACUGA
This is a messenger RNA of Penaeus indicus, 648 nucleotides long. RefSeq names its product serine/threonine-protein kinases drp72-like. NCBI's taxonomy places the organism in Eukaryota, Metazoa, Arthropoda, Malacostraca, Decapoda, Penaeidae. The coding region runs from base 1 to 648 and encodes 215 amino acids. The record is from RefSeq and is a predicted model, not a curated record. The transcript is spliced from 2 exons. Gene Ontology annotation, biological process: protein phosphorylation. Gene Ontology annotation, molecular function: ATP binding; protein kinase activity.